GUUACCUUUGGCUUAGAACUUUUGCUUUUCAAUGUUGGCUGUGGCAAAGAGCAAAAAAGGGAAUCAACCACCAUGAGCAGACGCACGCAUGCACAGGGGUAGGGGCAUGCAUGGCGAAAUUCGUUGACAACAAUGCCUACGGAUAGGGGGAGGAGGACAAAAACUCGUUUGAGAGCUUGCGAAUUUUUUACCCGCGCAGCGCUCACGGAGCAGUGCUCAAAAUCGAAUUCAGUGAUAGUGAUGGAUCCCGUAGCAAUAAACAAUCAAUAAAAUUGCAACAACAAAAACUGUGCACACAACGGGGAAAAGUACAUCUACGGGUAAGGGAGGGUCACACUAGUCGAAAACAUCCCAGCUUCGUGCGGCUUGUCAAACAAAAAUAUUGUGUGCAUAAAAAACCAUUAUACAUCAGUAUAUGAAUCAUAAAUCAACUAAUUUUCGUAGCGUUUAUAUUAAUGAGAAAGCGCGCGCGAGUGCAACAAACAAAUACAAGCGCUUGAUUACAGGAAGGAAAGUUUCAACCUGAGCGGAAAUUCUAAUUUUAUAGAACCGAAAGAGUGAAAUAUUUUGUAUUUUUCAUAUAGAAUACAUUAAGUGAAUGGAGUCCAUGCUAUAAAGAGCGUCAGCGGUUUCUCUUCAGCCGUCGGGAUUAUGACAAACGCGCAAAAUCGCCUCAAGUCCACAAUGUCGGGUAUUUUUCCAGGGCCGCCAUCUAAUCCGGGACGCAAUUUUCUCAGCGAAAAUAAAAAGAGUCUUCGCUCACUGGAGCAGACAACAACGGAAAAGCUGGCAGCCAGAGAGCCAGUGCGUCCCAAGUGGAUGCCACCGAUGCGCCGUGCCGGCACCGAGAUAAGCGAAUCGAAAGGCGGCAGACCCCAAGCACAACCCCAGCAAACUACCCGUGAGAGCAGUCUGAUGCGUAACCGCCUCAACUCGUGUUCGCAUCAACAAUUGGGUGUGGGUGCUGCAGAGUCUGGCCAACGUGUUGGCCGCCAGGAGAAACGCGCUCCGGUGUACUACGACCGCUCGGAGGAGGCAGCACAGUCGUCGGACUGCAAUUCGUGCGGCACACGGCGCAACAGUGCCAAAAACAUUGCCACUCAAACGGAAGACAUCAACGAUGAACUCUACCUCACAAAUGCACUCAAAAAGUGCCAUUUUGAUGGGGCAUCCAUGAUGGGUGAGCGCGAGUCGCCCAAUAAGUACGAUAAGUACGACGAGGAGCAGCAACCCCGGCACAUUUCCCACCACAUGAUUGAGGAUCAGAAAACUGAAAAUUCACGCGAAGAUGUGCGUAUUCCUCGCUUUCUUGAAAAGGAUAAGGAGAAGCGCGAUAAGGCCGCUGCCCAGGAGUUGGCCAACGCAAGUGAUCCAGACUGUAUGCUCGCGGAGCAGGCUCGUGUUGGCCACCUAAACACCGCACAGAAGCGCUACGAUGGACUCAUCAAUGAAAUAAAUCGCAUGCCCAUCACCUCGCAGAGUCUGUGGGUGCGCAACCGCAAGGCGGAAAUUGACAAGGAGCUGGCUGUUGUAGACGAGGAGAUUCGCGUCUACUCCAAGCCCAAGCUGUACAUUAAUUGCAGCAAAAAUAAGUAAAGCAGAUACACGUAACACGCCACACUCAACACUCUGUACACGCCACAUAAAAACAAAGAGUUUGCAUUGACUGGCUGGUUUGGUGCUAAUAGCAGCCCCCGCCCCAAACACUAACAAAAACAAUGAACAAUGCCAAUCAACGUACACGUACACUGAGAAACUGAAGACUCCAUUAAACACAACAUUCAAAAAUAAACGAUUAAAAUGUGCGCAGCCAA
Messenger RNA from Drosophila subobscura, 1814 nucleotides. RefSeq names its product enkurin domain-containing protein 1-like. Gene Ontology annotation, cellular component: cytoplasmic microtubule. Lineage: Eukaryota; Metazoa; Arthropoda; Insecta; Diptera; Drosophilidae. The coding region runs from base 652 to 1596 and encodes 314 amino acids. The transcript has 5 exons. The record is from RefSeq and is a predicted model, not a curated record.